UCUUAUUUGAUCUAUGUGGAUAUUUUAGAGAACUAAGUUCAAAAGUACUCUACAUUGAUGUGCUUGAGAAGUUAGAGGAACAAAUUAAAAUGACAUUGUGUCGUUUGGAGAUGAUAUUUCCACCAGGUUUUUUUACCAUUAUGGUGCACUUGGUUGUUCAUUUAGCCACUGAAGCAAAAUUAGGAGGUCCCGUGUGUUACCGAUCUAUGUAUUUUGUGGAAAGAUAUUUGUGUGUAUUGAAGUCAUAUGUGCGUAAUAAGGCACAUCCUGAAGGGUGUAUUGCAGAAGCAUAUUUGGCAGAUGAGUGUAUGACAUUUUGUUCAAGAUAUCUUGAAGGUUUUGAGACAAAGCAUAACCAGCCUACACGAAAUGAUGAUAGUGAUGAGUCAGUUGCAUGUUCAGAUGAUGAAUGCACACCAUAUCUUUUUCCUCAUGUUGGAAAACCACUUAGCAAGCCGAGAAGUUAUAUUAUUAGGGGCAUGACUAAAAUGCAAGCACAUAGAUAUGUGCUCUUCAACUAUCCAGAUAUCAACUCAUACCUUCGAACUCAUGCUGAUGAGAUUAGAAGAACAUAUCGGCAAGGCCGCGUCACCCCAAAGAUUAUCGAGCGUAUCCAAAAUGAAAAAUUCCACGAAUGGUUCAGAGCUCAUAUAAUGGAUCUAGAGAGGAAAAAUGGCAUCUGUAGUGUCAAUAAUGAUCAUAGAUGGCUGGCUCAUGGUCCAAUUGGUCCAGCAAAAAGAUACCGUGCUUUUAAUACCCGUGGCUUCCGGUUUAGGCCUAAACAUUUGGAUGGAGUGACACAGAAUAGCGGAGUUGUCCUAAGUGCAAAAACAUCCGGUUAUACUAAAUCAAAUGACGCAAAUCCAAUAUUGGGUGAUCUAACAUACUAUGGUAGAGUCAUCGAUAUUAUUGAGCUAAACUACUAUGGACAAUUUUCAGUGGUAUUGUUUAAAUGUGAAUGAGUUGAUGUUGUUUCUGGAAAAGGAGUUAAAAAAGAUAAGUAUGGUUACACACUAGUUAACUUCUCACAUCUCAUACAUACUGGAGAAAAGUUGAGCAUGAGCCCUUUAUUUUUUCCAAUCAAGCAGAUCAAGUUUAUUAUGCUGAUGAUCCAAUUAAUCCUGGGUGGUCUGUGGUUAGAAAGAACAAACCUAGAGAUAUAUAUGACAUUGGUGAGGAUGAAUAUGCAGGUGACAUAGAAAUUGAGCCAUUCCAUGUUUCACACCUUGGUGGAAUGUCCAGUAAUGCAAACAAUUACAAGCAAUGGGUUCGAACAGAUGUUGAAGGAACAAUAGUAGAUGUUGAUAAUAAUGCUUUCAAUAAUAAAGGAUAACAGAGGAAAAUUAUUACUCUUUCAUGAUUUAUUUCAUUACUUCAAGGAAGAUAAUAAUUAUUCGGGCAUCGGCGAACAGAUCAGCACCAGGUUUGGAUACCGGAUAAUGAAUUUUGGGCCAGAUGAAUAACACAUGGUAGCUGUGUCCGUGCAGCACCAACAGAACAGCACAUGGCGCAUGAGCGAUUCUAUUGGUCUUGUUCGUCUCUGUGUGCAGGCAGUGGGCAUAUUAUGUCUGUAGAUGCUUACUUUCAGAUCCUGGACUGAUUUUGUCCAUGUUUUUAUCCAAUUAUGGUGGUUUGAGCGUCUAUCAGCUGCUUUGGGCCUUCCAUGAAAUCUGAAGAUGUAUGCAGUUGAUUCUCAUGCUCAUGUAAUCCGGUAAAGGAUGUAAUCGUUGUUAGGAUUUUGGGAUGCCCUUUGUGAAAUGUGUCCUUUGCAGGGGAAAAGGGGUCAGAGAUAAAUUAUCUUACUCUUAGCAGAUUUUUCGAGAAUAUGCAUCUUUUGUUGCUUUCAAAACAAGAAUAAGAACAUCAAUUUCACAUAUAUAUACUCUGUAUGUGUGCUUGUGUUUCU
Messenger RNA from Oryza brachyantha (malo sina), 1906 nucleotides. RefSeq lists its product as uncharacterized. Bases 90 to 962 code for a protein of 290 amino acids. The transcript is spliced from 5 exons. The record is from RefSeq and is a predicted model, not a curated record. Lineage: Eukaryota; Viridiplantae; Streptophyta; Magnoliopsida; Poales; Poaceae.